UCCAGAACAGUAAUACAGCUGCCAGGAGCUGCAGCUGGCCAAUGCCACUGGCUUGGUGCUGGGGACAGGAGUGGGCUGUGCUCCUUCUUGCAGGUGACUUUAAGGGGUGGGAGAGGGGAUUGCAGGUUGGAUUCAUUUAGUGUUGGAAGGCACAGGCAUCAGAGCUUGUCCUGCCUGUGACUAUGACUGCUCUCCUGGGGGCUCCCUGCCAGCAGGAUGAUUUCCCACCAAGGUCGGGAAGCAGCAAUUGGGCUGGGUGCGGCCCUGACAAAGGCAGGUGUCCAGCCAAGUGACCUUCUCACCACAGUGUCCUGGAAAAGGAAAUGGUUUAGGAAGCCAGGGACCGAGGCUGUGACCAGCUCUCAUACCUGCCAAGUCCCAGCUGGAGGAGUGUAACCCCUUAGGCAAACCCUGGUGAUGCCACCAGGCUCCCAGAGCCACAGGAUGUGUUGGAGACUCCCAUCUGGAGGCAUGGGAAGGCUACUCCAGGGGAGUGACUGGUGUGUCAGACCUCCCAGCUUCUACAAGAGGUGGGUUGUUGCUAGCACCAAUGGGGCACCAGAGAAGCACCUGUCCAGCCCUCCCUGAUGGCUGCAGGUUUCAAGGAGAUGCUGAAGUGGCUCAAAUCCUCCUUCCAUCCCUCCUCUCUUCCCAGCAUUUCAGAGCAGGGCCACCAUUGCCCUAGGGAUAGCCCAUGCCCUGUCCUGGCCUUGGGAGGGCUGAGGCGGAAAAGAGCACAGAGCCUGGGACCAGGGCAUACAAGGACGUUCAGGUCAGCUGAGACAAGGAGUCUUGUUCAGAGAUAUCCCUGGAAGAGCCACGUCACUGCUGAGAUGGGACACAGCCUGCGUCACAGCUCUCUCCCAUGUAUGUUUUGUCACACCCAGCCAUGGCCUCGGACAGCAGUCACGGCGCUCAGUCCUGCCAUCUGGCUGGUCUGCAUCACCCCCAUCCUGCCACAUGCAGGCACCUUCAGGGACAGAUGUCACAGCAGGUCCUGGCUCGGCUCAGCAGGGUUUACUCCAGACCAGACAAGGCACCUGGGGCCACUCCAGCCCCAGGGAUGCAGGAGCACAGGCAGUGCUCUGGAAGGCAUCAAGCCAGGCAGUGGCAGCAGCAGUCAGGGAGCAGGUCACCCCUCUGUCGGGAGAUUUGUGGGGCUGGAACCCUGCCCUGCAACCCAGUACCCUGUGCAGCCUCACCCCAGGGCAGAGCCAAUACUCAUGGGAGCCCAAGAGGAGAGAGCAGUGCUGGAUUGAGGCACAUAGCUGGGAUAUGCCAUCCCCUGCCACCACAAUUGUGGAGGAGGUGCUGCUGGUAGGACAUUAGUAGGGCUGACAGCAGCUGCAGAACUGUCUCCCAGAGCAAGAAGAGGGAGCCAGUGCCUUCAGGUGUUUGGGAUAGCAGCCUUGAAGGGGGUACACCUGGAAGAGGACAGAGGCCAGGCUUAGCACAACCACUCCUUCCACAUCACCAGGGGCACUGUAUGGAGUCUCCUGGAUACCCUGUGCCAUACCCCACAUAGCCCUCUGCAUACAACCAGCAUGUCAUCCUCAGAACUUCCUGGCUGUGUCCUGGGGACAUGAAGACCUGCCCAACCUGUAGGGAAGGUGGGAGGGGAUGGGGUAACCCCUCUGCUGAGCCAGCACCUGAGGCUGUCUCAAAGACCUGAGGGUUAACAGUGGGGGAGGCAACCCUUCCCUUCAUUGGCAGCCCUCUCUUCCUGGGUAGCUUCCCUAGUAUGGGCAACGGUGUAGCCAGACCCAGCUCCAUGGGAACAGCCAGGCAACCCGCAACAGGACAUGGCACUCACAUUGAAAUUUUUCAAGCAGGCAGCUGCAUUAGUCUGUGGCCCUGCAAAGCAGAGGAUCCUGUUCCCUGUCACUCACCCCCAGCUACCGCAGGGAUGCACCAGGGCCUCCAAAACUCUGCUGGGCCAAGGCAUCCACAGGCAUUGCCUCCAAUGCCCUUGAGGACAUCCCAGACAGGAGCAGCCUCAGGCCGCGGCUGUGGAGCACCAGUCCCACGGCAGAGCCCAGGCUCCCACGCAGUCCCACUAGCAGGGAGCCACCCACAGCCACAGACUAGGUCAAGAUGCUGUGCCAGGACAGGAGUGGGGGUGAAAAGGGGGGAGCCGGGGCCACACGGUGCCGCUGCAGGGCAGGUGCAGCGGCAGCUCCGGGCCGCGUGCCACCUCCGCUGUCCCUGCUGGCGGUGGCACGGACGGCUUAGCGGGCGCCGCCUGUGCCCGCACACUCCCUGGCAGGUGAUGUCGCAGGAGGACGCGGGAGUCACCCGCGCGCUGGAUAAUCCGAGGAGAUGAGAGCAGGCGAGGCGGCGGCUCCGCAGGUGGCUGCAGGAGCCUUGCGCGGGAGCGCGGGGCCCAGGCUGCCGGGCGGCGGGGCGGAGGUUAAAGCCACGCGGGUGGCCCGGGUCGGGCGACCUGGGGACCGGCAUGCAGCCGUGGCACAGCCGGCGACCGAGCCGCUGGCCCCGCUCCAGCCGAGGAGUUGCAUAAGGCCGGGGAGUCGCGCCGAGGCGGCGGAGCGCCGCCGGGGCAGGUGACACGGCCGGCGGCACCGCGGGGCGCGCAGCCCGCCCGGGCGCCCUCGGACCCCGCGGCCAUGAGCGCCGGACCCGGGGGGCUCGCCCGGCCCGGGGCGCGUCCCGGCCAUCAGCUCCGGCCAGGGGAGCACGUGUGAAGCGGGGCCGAGCGGAGGCGGCCCCGGGAUUUGGCACGUUCGCAAGGAGCACUCGAGAGCCCCGGGAUGGACGCGGAGGGCCCCGGGCGGUGACGUAAGGACUCGCACGGGCUCGGCUCGACUCGCCAGUCGGCCCCCAUGUCCCCGGGGCCAGCGGCGGCCCCGGCGGAGGGAGGCAGGGCGACGGCAGAGCUAGCAUGGACCAGCAACAGGGGCCACCAGAGCGAAGGCCUGCAGGACCUGCCACGCACCCACAGCCCAAGGAGGGGACACUGUGGGGGUUCUUUGCCAUCCUGUCACUGCUGGCUGGGCUGGCCACAGGCACCCUGCGAACACCACACUGCAACGAGACGCUGGACGCAGCCCCCACGCCGCGGGGCAUGGCCACUGCCAGCCUGUCUGUGGAGGAUGGUGCGGAGGCACCACUUGCUGCUGCCUGGAGCCAGCUGUACGGGGACAACGUGACAACAGGUAGCCCAGGCACCGCAGAGCUGACGGAGGACCUGCUGCUGCGUGCUGAGCGCUCACCACCAGGCAUCAGCAAAAAGGGGGCAAAAAGGAAAUCCUCACGGGGCACCCGUGGGCGCAACUGCCACAUCCGCAACCUGAUGGUGAAGGUGCGGGACCUGGGCCUGGGCUUCAACUCGGACGAGAUCGUGCUCUUCAAGUACUGCAGCGGGUCCUGCCACCGGGCACGCAGCAACUACGACCUGACGCUGGGCAGCCUGCUGCGGCAGCAGCUCAUCACCCCGGGACCGCAGGAGCGGGUCCUCAGCCACCCCUGCUGCCGACCCACCCGCUAUGAGGCUGUCUCCUUCAUGGAUGUGGAGAACACGUGGCAGACAGUGGAGAAGCUCUCAGCAGCUGAGUGCAGCUGUAUUGGCUGAGGAGGGGCCCGCUGACUUGGCCCCAGCUCGACACAGCCGACAGACUUCAGCUUGCCACAUGCAGUGGCACUGUUGCUCGGAACAAGGGUCUGGCAGAGGCUGGUGCCUCUGUUAUUAUGUGGCCACAAAGAACCGAGGUGAGAUGGAGUCAUGACUGGGGGUGUGGGUGGCCAAGCCCGCUCCUGCUCAGUGCCAAGCAGCUGGUGCCACCGGUACAUGGGCUCCUGCCCAGGUGCCCUGGCUCAGCCCUGAGAGACAAGCUGAAGAGAGUAUGGACCAUCCCCACCACUCCCAAGGGUCUGUCAGCCCAGUGUCCAUCAGCAGCACUCCUGCGCCUGUGCUCCAGGGGCCAAUCAUCACCCAAGCUUCAGAGGGGGCAAGACCUCCCUGUCCCCCCGAAGAUCCUGGGGUCAAUGGUGCAGGGAAGGGGUGUCCCUGAGCGUAGGGAUGCAGUGGGGCCAAUUUGCACCAGUGUGGAAUGGGGUGCCUCACUCGGACCAGCAACAGCCCCUAGUAUUCUGCAGGGUGUUCGGUCAUAGACAGCCACUGGGACCCCCACCCCUGCCUGGUUCCCAGGGUAGUGGCAGGGUCCUCCCGCUGCUCCAUGGUGCUGUGGCACUAAACUAUUUAUUACUCUAAAUUAUUUAUUUAUUGUUCUCGAGCGGCAGCUCCUAUUUAUGACUUUGGGCCCCCGGGGGCCGGGUGUAAUUUAACCCCAGCGCUGCACUAAAGCCCUGGGCAGCGCCCCGUGCACCCCGCACCCUUUUUCUAUUAUUUGUAAAAUUUGAGGGAUAAACUCUAUUUUUGUACAGUCGCCUUUUCCUGUAGCAAUAAAGCGAUGGGCUGCGCGUCCAACC
This is a messenger RNA of Oenanthe melanoleuca, 4446 nucleotides long. RefSeq names its product artemin (gene ARTN). The record is from RefSeq and is a predicted model, not a curated record. The transcript has 4 exons. Bases 2900 to 3589 code for a protein of 229 amino acids. Gene Ontology annotation, molecular function: growth factor activity; receptor tyrosine kinase binding; glial cell-derived neurotrophic factor receptor binding. NCBI's taxonomy places the organism in Eukaryota, Metazoa, Chordata, Aves, Passeriformes, Muscicapidae.